ACGCAGCUCAGUUGCAACUGUACCGAAUAUUUUGAGCAGUGACGAUUAUGCGUAAUACCCAAAUGAGAAAAUGAGGCCGAGCCUGUGUUAGAUGCGCUAACUUUCGACGUUUUAUGCGAUUUCUCACGAGACGCGACUCUCGACGGAGAAUUUGAAGUGAAUACUGCAGGAGGUCCGAGUUGCACAAUGCACGACGCUAACCUUCGCGUUUCAUUGUAACAAAGAGCGACCGGAGGCCUCCUUCUAAGCAAGCCAUUAAUUCCUCGCUUGCUCAUCUCGCUUCCAUCGAGAUCGAACGGUGCGAGUUUCAAGAUUUGUCACCGGAGCCCGAAAACAAAUCCAGAUUGUCACAUCAUGCAAAUAUUCUUACUUGCACUUUUCGCAGGAUGCAAAGCCCCGGACACGCUGCUCGCUCACGGACCAGCAGUCACUCCCACCCCCCAAACGUUCAUACGAAAGGUGAAGCUAAUGCUAUGCUAAUGCGGCUGUAAUGACACGAAUCAAACCCGACCGAGCUUUCAAAGCUGCGAGGGCGCGCAAGGUUUGAAACACUGCAGGUUGCGCGAAACGGAAGGCGUCAAAGCGCUCGAGUUUUGCUACUUAUGACACUUUAUCGCAAUGAAUUCGCGCAUGCGCAGCCAUACAUAACAGCGUACCGUUUUCCCACGCGCUCCUUCAAAUUGACCCUCUCAUCAAUGCCUGCGAGAAAUCCGAUAAGAGAUAUCCAUUUUUGAUGUGUUAUAAAUCGCACACGAACACACGUAAAAGCGCUACCACGUUUUGAAUGUACUUUAAUACGUUAUCGGGUGAAAUAUGCGCCAGAUAUGAAUGCAUUUGUUGAAACUUAAAAGUCAGGCGAAUCGAACACUCCUUUCAGGUUUUUUGGGUUCUCGGGAUUUCACCUGGACGAGUUACUUCGCCGAGGAAGUGAAAUCUUUCUUAAUCAACGCACCCAAGUGGAACAAAUACCAUUUUUCCUUCCCCCUUGAAAUUCGUAUGCAGCCGCAAUGACUGUUGUAAUCGGGUUUGAGGGCAGCGCCAAUAAGAUUGGCAUUGGGAUCAUCAGGGAUGGAGAAGUACUUUCCAAUCCGAGACGGACCUACAUUACCCCUCCUGGUGAAGGCUUCCAGCCAAGCGACACAGCCAGACAUCAUCGCUCUGUUAUACUGACAGUCUUAAAGGAGGCUCUGGAGCAAGCGGGGCUAAAACCUUCCGACAUAGACUGUGUGGCAUAUACGAAAGGUCCAGGCAUGGGCGCGCCCUUGGUAACGGCGGCUCUGGUGGCUCGGACCGUGGCCCAGUUGUGGGGCAAGCCCCUCGUCGGCGUCAACCACUGCAUCGGGCACAUCGAGAUGGGCCGACUCGUCACCGAAGCCGACAACCCCACCGUGCUUUACGUCAGCGGAGGGAACACGCAGGUCAUCGCUUACUCCGAGCGACGCUACAGAAUAUUCGGGGAGACUAUCGACAUCGCUGUCGGCAACUGUUUGGACAGAUUCGCUCGAGUUAUCAAGAUUUCAAACGAUCCCAGUCCAGGCUACAACAUAGAACAGAUGGCGAAGAAAGGCACUCGGUACGCGGAGCUGCCGUAUACCGUAAAAGGAAUGGAUGUGUCAUUUUCCGGGAUACUUUCCUUCAUUGAGGAAGCUGCUCAUAAGAUGCUUGGAUCCGGUCAGUGUACAGCAGAGGACUUGUGCUUCUCCCUGCAGGAGACGGUGUUCUCAAUGCUGGUGGAAAUCACAGAGCGGGCCAUGGCUCACUGCGGCUCCCGAGAAGUCCUCAUCGUCGGUGGUGUUGGCUGUAACCUGCGCCUACAGGAGAUGAUGGGACUCAUGUGCUCGGAAAGAGGAGCCAAACUUUUUGCCACAGAUGAAAGAUUCUGUAUCGACAACGGCGCCAUGAUCGCGCAAGCCGGCUGGGAAAUGUUUCGAUCCGGGCAAGUGACCGAGCUCGAGGACUCGUGGAUCACGCAGAGGUACAGAACAGAUGAAGUGGAGGUGACGUGGAGAGACUGACGGGGCAAACGGCACGUAAAGGGAAAGUUUUUUGAGCGUCCCGUGAGAUGAAGCACCCACACGGCAACUAUCCUCUCAGGUAGCUUCUGAUAUAUUGCGCAUCUGACAAGUCGGAUCACGGGAAGCGCAGCCCGUCCUCGAGCGCGCCGAGGAGGAAGCGGUCGUUUUUUCUCGAACGGACCGCUCGUUACCUCCCGCGCACUUGAUGCCUGUCAAGAAAAUGUGUUUAAAUUCAGUAAGACACGAACGAGACUUUAAAUGUACUGCGCUUCAGUUUAAUGUCUGUUGUUUUAGAAAACUGUCGCUAAAAUAUUGAAUAGAUUCCAGUGGCAAAUUAAUUUCCAAUAAAUAACAGCAGCAAGUCAA
Messenger RNA from Phycodurus eques (leafy seadragon), 2381 nucleotides. It is a transcript of the gene osgep, whose product is annotated as O-sialoglycoprotein endopeptidase. Gene Ontology annotation, cellular component: EKC/KEOPS complex; cytoplasm. Gene Ontology annotation, biological process: tRNA threonylcarbamoyladenosine modification. NCBI's taxonomy places the organism in Eukaryota, Metazoa, Chordata, Actinopteri, Syngnathiformes, Syngnathidae. The coding region runs from base 1008 to 2015 and encodes 335 amino acids. The transcript is spliced from 12 exons. The record is from RefSeq and is a predicted model, not a curated record.